This is a messenger RNA of Limulus polyphemus (Atlantic horseshoe crab), 2479 nucleotides long. RefSeq names its product coiled-coil domain-containing protein 149-like. Bases 142 to 1716 code for a protein of 524 amino acids. The record is from RefSeq and is a predicted model, not a curated record. NCBI's taxonomy places the organism in Eukaryota, Metazoa, Arthropoda, Merostomata, Xiphosura, Limulidae. The transcript has 12 exons.
GUAGAUAAAUUGGUUGUAGAAACUAAAAGUAAUAGUUUUGAUGCAGUACUUAAGUUUCUGUUUUGUUUGAUCAUGAAAUAUUUUGUGAUCAUAUUACAUAAAGAAAUAGUGACCGGCAUUCUACAGGAACCGUGAUUAAAUAUGGCCAAAAUCGGGCAUCAACUACAAUUGGAAUGUCAAAAUCUCAGAAGUGAAUUAAACAUCACAAAAUGUAAACUGGAAAGUAAGAAUGAAGCUGUUUUGAUUCUGAAUCGUGAGCUGGACCAGUAUCGUAGCGAGAGAGACCAGUUAAAGUUGAUGGCCGAUCAACUUCGAGAGAGAUACAACUCGUUAAAGAAACGUGUGGAAGGAUGGGGUCCAUCACUCAUGGGUGUGUACGACAUUCGAGGUUUUAGGGGGGAGGGUGAACAGAGCCUUGCCCAGCUGCUUUGCGAGCUGAAAGAAAAAAAUCGGGCACUUCAGACUGAGGUUGACGAUUUAAAGCAGAAACUCAGUGAUGCUCAAGGAGAUACCCGGCUGUUACGUCAUCAGCUUGCUCGCCAGAGGUCUGAUAGUUUAGAUGAAAGUUUUGACCAUCAGUUUACUCCUGUAGAAAAGGAAGAUUUAGUUAAACAAAUGGAAGACUUACAAUACAAAUGUUCGCAACUAGAAAGAGAUUUACAGGCUGUUCUAGAUGAAAAGGAAGAACUUGUUACCGUUAGAGAUGCAUAUCAUCACAAAGUGAAUAGACUGAACCAGCAGCUGAACUUAGCAAUUCAUGGCAAAGAGCAUCGAAUCGUUGAUAUUGAUGCUGUGUUAAUGGAAAACAGAUACUUGCAGGAGCGUGUCAAGCAACUACAGGAAGAAAAGUUGAUGUUAUUGUCUUCACUUUCAAAAUAUAAAAAUACACUGGAUAAGAAGAGGUCUCGUACUGGUUUGAAGUUUGGAAGUGGGAAUGGAGGGGUGUUAAUUAGCAGCAAACAAGUACAACAACUUCUGCAAAGUAACCCUUUCUUGGAUCUACCUAACAAUCCCUCUACCCUUGCUGACCUCCGCACCCUUGUGAUGGCAUUGUUUGAAUCUCUUAAUGACAAAACACUGGCACUGUCUCACCAGAGGAAAGCCAACAAAUUACUGGGAAAUAGAAUAACAGAACUGGAAAAACAAAUGCAAGCUGUGGGAACUGAUUCUGUUCAGAUUUAUGUGGACAAUGAGAAAGAAACAGAAAACUUUAUGAGAGUUUACAAUGGAGAUGGGGAUGGUGACAUUGUUGACAAAAUGGGAGAUGAAAGUUUAGAGGCGACUUGUGUGGAACAAGAAUCAUCUACUCAUACUGAAUCAUGCUGCAAGUCCAUAUCAGAUUCUGAUCUUCCAAUUUCAAACUUAGAGGGUCAGAACAACACUGUCCAUCAUGAUAUCGAUGUUCUCCCAACCAUGGAAAGUGAACAGUCAGUAGGAGAGUGCUCUAAAAGUAACAGUGUCAUUAGUGGUUGUAGCAGCAAGAGAUGCUCGUACCCGACGACUCCUCUCUCUACACCUGUACACGUAUGUAGUGAAAGCCAAGUGCCUGUCGGACCCCUCACCCAACCUAGGACGCGUGAAAGACAGUCUGAGUCUUACGAAGAUGAGGAAAAGGAUGAUCUCCCUCCACAGUUACAGAAGCUUUUAGUAGCUGCGCUGGCAGAAUUAGAAGACCGCUCUACAACAGCAUCACCAUCCAGUGAUCCAAGUUGUUGAUCUGUAAAACUUAUGGUUCUAGUACCAAGUUUUGGUGAUUGAUCACCAGUGAUGAAAAACUAAGUUUAAUUUCCUGUUGAGGAAAAGUUAAAGACUAGCUAACAUAAGAAGAUCAAGGCUGUAGUGAAAAUAUACGUUUUAUUUCGGACAUUUUGGAUUAUACAUAAUCCAUCUCCAGGGAUUUUUCUGUGAAAGUAAUUAAGGGUAAGUUUAACGUAACAGUUAAAAUUGAAAAAUGUAAUAAAAUGUAUUAUAAAAAGUAGAGAAAAAGUCUAACAAAAACAACCAAGAAGCAAAGGAAUACGUAGGGAUGAGCAAAGAGAACUGAACAGUUAAAACAGUUUUAGUUGAUAGGAGCUAGCUGUAUUGUUAAGAGUAGGCCUAUAUAUGUUAAUUAGCAGUGUUUCUUUAAUUAAUAAUUUUGUGUCAGGUUUGAUGAAUUUUAAAAUUAUCCAAGGUGAUAUGGAGAUCGGUGUUCUCAGUUGUAAAUGUGGGUGGCACGUAUUUGACGGUGAAGAUCUGUUUUUUUGUGGAGACAUCUUAGAGUUUGCAAUCACACACACGGCAAGAUUUAUUCAGUCUUGCCAAUUUCUUGCCAGUUUUCAGGUUUUUAAUACUCAGCAUAAGUUUUCUCAGUUUCACAUUCUGAUGCUGGCUUUUCAGGCAUAGCCUGGUGGUUAGGGUAACUGACUCUCGAACUAUGGGUCACGAGUUCGAAUCCAAUCUUCAAAGAUGCUUGCCCUUUCAGCCAUGGGAGAGUUAU